AUGCUGUGGGAGGCGAAGCAAAGGCGUUUGACAGAUGUGCGGAGCUACAAUGAGACCAUGAACUGUAUCAAAUCGCUAGGACUCUGCAUGUUGCUGUUGCAAAGCUUGCGGUCGGAACUGCUGGAACCUAGCGAUGUGACCAUGGGCACCUGCUUGAAAGCCUGCGUUGUCGCUGUGGCGUGGCGAGAUGCCUUGGAGCUGCAGGAGCAGUCGCGCGCCACCUUCCCGGCAGCCAACCUCAUCAGCAGCUCCGCAGCCGCCAAGGCGUGCGCAGAUGCGACGGCCUGGAAGGUGGCCUUGCAACUUUUCGCUUCUUUCCGCACUCAGCGGUUGGAAGCCAGUGCGCGCAGUGCCACCAGCCUCGCCCGGGGCUGUGGUGCUGCGGAGGGUGGUGCCUGGCGCUGGGCCUUGGAGUUCGAGGUGGAAAAGGAUGUGAUUCUCAGUUCUGCACAGAUUGGCGCUUGUGCGCCCAGGGUUUGGCACUUGGCUCACUGGAGAUUGGAGCAGAUGAAAAAACAUGAGCUUCAACCGACCCUAAUGACGUACAACAUCGUGCUCACCAACACCGACAAGUACUGGAAGGCCUCCAUGGAGUUUAUCGCAGAACUGCAGAGUUUAUCGCUGCAGCCGGACGCCUACUCUUGGAGCCAUACCAUCCAUGCUGGGGCACAGUGGCAACGUUCCUUGUGGCUGCUGGGCCACUGCAACACUUUGAUCUGCCGAAAUGCUGCGCUGAGUGUACUGGAAAAGGCAGACAGGUGGCAGCGAGCACUUUUCCUUCUGCACUCCGAGGACGAGAAGGAUCUGACCGGUUUCAACGCAGCCAUCAGCGCGUGCCAAAAACGGGGCGAGUGGCAACUGGCGCUAAGUCUCAUGGCGGAAGCUUGGGAUGCAGAGCUGCAAUUGGAUGAGAUCAGCUACAAUGCGGCGAUGGCCGCGUGUGGCAAGGGGCAGGAGUGGCAGAUGGCAUUGGAACUCUUUCAGGAGCUCCGACAGCUUCGGCGGUUUCAGCCGCUCGUGGACCCCUACAGCUGGGGAAGUAUCGUGGCGGCGAUGGCCUGGGCCACCGAGUGGCAACAGGCCUUGGUGCUGUGGACGCAAUCCACGGCUGAAUGGCGAGGGGAUGUGCAGCGAGCCAAGGAGGGGCCGGUGAUCGCCAAUGCCUGCAUGAGUGCUUUGGAGAAGGCGUCUCAGUGGCAGAGGGCCUUGCAGAUCUUUUCAGCUUUGAGGAAGCCGACUCUGCAAUCCUUUGGCCCUUUGGUGAGCUCAUGCGCCAAAGCACGAGAAUGGAGACAGGCCUUGGAGUUCCUCUCCCUGUCCCGGCUGCGUCGUUUCGCUCCCAGCCUGGAGCUCUACGGCCCGGCGCUCUCCGCCGCCGCGAUUGGCCGCGCCUGGCGCCUGGCGCAGCGGCUGCUGACGGAGCUGCAGCAGCAGCGCCUGGGCGUCGCGGCGCUGAACGACGCGGCGAUGGCCGCGGAGCUGGCCAUGGGCGCCUCCAGGGGCCCUGGGACCAUGGUGCCGUUGACGUUGGGAUGA
Cladocopium goreaui is the source of this 1536-nucleotide messenger RNA. NCBI's taxonomy places the organism in Eukaryota, Dinophyceae, Suessiales, Symbiodiniaceae. The record is from the annotation of a GenBank genome assembly.